Molecule: messenger RNA, 1483 nt
Organism: Cladophialophora immunda
Lineage: Eukaryota; Fungi; Ascomycota; Eurotiomycetes; Chaetothyriales; Herpotrichiellaceae
Exons: 3
Coding region: 172-1161 (329 amino acids)
Molecular function (GO): RNA binding
Source: RefSeq, a predicted model, not a curated record
ACCAUCGCGGGCAUCUCGCAUCUCUCUUCAAUUAAUCUCCUCAACGCCAUAAAAGAACCAUCGCACGUUUCUGUUUUCUUCACAAGGGAACCAUCUCUUACAAAACAGCCUUUCAUUUCAACAUAACCCUUACCCAGAACCAGGUCCCAUUCUACACUCAACCCCGCCAAGAUGUCGACCACCGUCCACGUCAAGGGUAUCUCUCAUGAGACCAGCGAAAAAGAGGUCAAGGACUUUUUCAGCUUCUGUGGCAAGAUCACUUCUAUCUCUGUGACACCGGAGUCGGACGCCCCAGAUGCCGCAAAAUCUGCCACUGUGACCUUUGAGAAGGAAACUGCCGCUAAGACCGCCCUCCUCCUCGACAACACCCAGCUGGGAAAAUCUCAAGUCCACGUGUCUGCGGCCAGCACCAUCGAUGACGUUGCUUCCAAGGCCGGCGCCGCAGUCUCGUCUGCCACUGGCGACGACCAUAUUGCGCAAGAAGAUAAACCACGUUCAAGGAUUGUGGCCGAAUACCUUGCUCAUGGCUACCACCUCUCGGACCAAGUUAUCACAAGAGCAAUUGCAUUGGAUCAGAAGCACGGUUUCAGCAAUCGUUUCACCAGUGCCCUGACCAACUUCGACCAGAAGUACAAGGCCACCGACACAGCCAAAUCUAUGGAUACCAAGUAUGGUGUGAGUGACAAGGCGAUGAGCGCAUGGGGUGGAAUCCACACGUAUUUUGAGAAGGCCCUGGGUACCCCUACCGGGCAGAAAAUCAGAGAAUUCUAUGUGCAAGGAGACAAGCAAGUCAGAGAUGUUCACAACGAAGCUCGCAGAUUGGCAGAUCUCAAGGCCGGUAAGCAGCACGAGCCAGAGCCAGUCCCAGGAACGGACAAGACGGUUUGCAAAUGCGGUGGCGAGGAAGGAGUAUGUGGAUGUGCUCCCGGUCAUUGCAACUGUGCUAGGUGCGCAAAGAGCGAUGUCGGGGCCAUCCAGCCAGAGCCAGUCAAGGGCACUGACAAGACUGUCUGCACUUGUGGAGGCUCCGAGGGCAAAUGCCCCUGUCCUCCUGGCCACUGUGCCUGUGCGAACUGUGCAAAGGGCAGCUCUGAAGCGACCACUGAAGCGAAGGAGGCUGCUCAAGCCAGCGGGCAACAAUUGCCGACCGGGGCUGUGUAAGGGAGGGACUGGGUCAUGCUGUCCAAGGGUUUAUUUUUUGAUGGCGGAGUCUCAGUGGUUUGACCGUUGCAUUUGAUGGAGGCAUGCAGUGUGCUUGACACAGAAUUGUGUGGUUGCGAUGAACAAAAUCCAAACAAACCCGCUGUAACUAAUGGAUCAGUUGGGCAUUUUCGACGAGAUGACCUGUGAACUGCUCCACUAUCUCAGCAGUUUUCGCAAUCCAUUUUUGUUUGUAGAAGAAACGGGUGCUGGCUGCGUUGUAGAUGAACUGUGCGUAUGUAGGAUACUGUAGUGCGAUGGUGCAAACAAAGCGAGAGCCAAC